Caenorhabditis sp. 36 PRJEB53466 is the source of this 953-nucleotide messenger RNA. NCBI's taxonomy places the organism in Eukaryota, Metazoa, Nematoda, Chromadorea, Rhabditida, Rhabditidae. The record is from the annotation of a GenBank genome assembly.
AUGAAUGGUAAGUGGAUUUUUUAGUGAACGUCUCAAAAACUUUGCAAUUUUUCCAGACGCUCCAGUCCCGGAGACACUUGAAGAGUUGUCGGCGUGGCAGACACGACUCGUGGCUCACGUUUACCGAAAAAUCAAUGAAACGGCGGAUCCGACACCGUUGGACGCCGCCGAAUUGGACAAUCUUCAGACGAACAUCAUGAUGAUUCACUUUCAAAAAGAGGCCCUCAAAUUCAAGAAAGCCUACCGCGAAACGAUGGAGGAUUGCGUCGAAAAAGAGGAGAAACUGCGCGAGAGACAGGAAAAAGUGGGCGAAGUGAAGGAACGUCUUCAGAAGGUCACCAAACUGAUGGUCCAGAUGCGGACGGUGUGGAUGAAGAAUGAGAAAAAGUUGGAGGAGGCGGAGAAGAAAAUGCGGAAGAUGACCGCCGAGAUGGAGAAGUUGGAGACCAAUUUUCAGAGAGGUACGUUUAGUAUUCUGGAAAGUUGUCAAGAGCAAAAAUAAAGUUCAAAAUGAGCGCUACAUUUUUGCAGUUGACAACUUUUUGAUUAGACUAAUCCUAAGAGUACUGUAGCUCUUGGAAGUUAGCAUGGACUUAUAGCUUCUAUAAACAAACUUCCAAGAGCUACAGUAUCCGGAGGAGCAGUCGUAGCAAAAAGUUGUUGUGAACAAAAAUAAAGUGCGUCUUAUAAACUUUAUUUUUGUAGUUGACUUUUUUCCUUUACCUACACUCCCAAGGCUACUGUAGCAGAGAAUAUACCGCGCAUUCAAAAUUGUUAAUUUUUCAGUGUCCCGCGAGCUGGCGCUUUCCAAUCAAAAACUGGAGGCUCAAAAUGGAGAAAGUAUGUUUUUGGCUUUUGGCCACGUCACUUCUCAAUUCAAACUCACAGAUAUUGUACACUUUUCAGUGUGUCAACAAGCUGAAGGCGACAAUAUCGAUGGAUUGGAGCAGUGA